Trypanosoma grayi is the source of this 537-nucleotide messenger RNA. RefSeq lists its product as hypothetical. The transcript has a single exon. The record is from RefSeq and is a predicted model, not a curated record. Lineage: Eukaryota; Euglenozoa; Kinetoplastea; Trypanosomatida; Trypanosomatidae. Bases 1 to 537 code for a protein of 178 amino acids. Gene Ontology annotation, biological process: tRNA splicing, via endonucleolytic cleavage and ligation. Gene Ontology annotation, molecular function: ATP binding; RNA ligase (ATP) activity.
AUGCCCCCAAAAGGAAGUGCCGUCAAAGACCAUCAUAAACCUCCGGACGUGGCGGCGGCUGUUUCUGUGUCGGACGCGUAUGAGUCGCUUCUGCGCCGUUUGCCCCGCCCUGUGUUGUACGGCGCGAUCCAGUUGACGUCGCCGGAGGCCAUUCUCGCGCUGGUGCCACCGGAGAUGGUGGCCGGCAAAGUGGUCCAGUCAAAGUUCCAUGUGACUACAAUAUUCCUCCAUAACGGCGUCUGCCCCGACAAGGCCAUGAUGGUGCGCCUGGGAGAGCUGCUCGGCACGUCCAUCCAACUGACGCUCACACAAGUCGUGUCAGACCCGAAGGGAACAGCCAUUGUUGUGCGCAACGAGGGGGAAUUCCCCUGCGCCAAUGCCCGCCCGCACAUCACCGUUGCGAACGCAAGGGGCGUCCCGGCCAAGUACAGCAACGAGCUGCUGAAUGCUUCCCACGCAAAAGACCGUAACCGCAGCGUCGUGAAUUUGCCCGCCGGUACCUGUGUGACUGGAGAGUUUGCUUUUGUGUUCAAAUGA